This is a messenger RNA of Phoenix dactylifera (date palm), 3158 nucleotides long. RefSeq names its product ABC2 homolog 13 (gene ATH13). NCBI's taxonomy places the organism in Eukaryota, Viridiplantae, Streptophyta, Magnoliopsida, Arecales, Arecaceae. Gene Ontology annotation, biological process: regulation of response to reactive oxygen species. The record is from RefSeq and is a predicted model, not a curated record.
CCCUCCCGUUUUCCCCCUACUCUCUCGCUCCUCCACCCCACUCCACCGCCAUGAAAUCCAAUCUAUAGGGUUUUUGAUCCAAGAACCGAUCGAAACCCUAGCCGGAUCCCCGCCACACCGUAUAAAACCCUAGCAAUGGCGCUCUCUCUCGCCACCUCUCCUCCCGCCUUCCAAGAGCUCCUCUUUCUCCGGCCGGAUUCCGGCCGGAGGCUCCAUGCUCCGCUUCUCAGGUAUCAGUUCCAGAGUCGCCUUCGCCACCUGGCGCCGUCAUGGAUAGUUCUCCGAUCGGUCUCUGAGGAGAGGGUUGCGGUUACUGAGGUCUCGGGGAAGGAGAAGGGAGAGGAUUCAGUGGGGAAGGAGUUGGAUGGGUAUAGCUGCAAUGGGAAUGGAGGUGGGUUCGGGUAUGAGGUUGUGUCUGCGAGUACGAAUGGGAGUUUGGAUGCGUAUUUGGAGGGGAAUGGAGCGAGUAAUGGGAGCUUGGUGAAGUAUGUUGGUGGGAAUGGAACCAUCGGGGAGGUGGUGGAUGAGGUUUCGGCGGAGAAGAGCAGGAAGAAGAGGGUUGAAGAGAUUGGGAAGGAGGAAGCUUGGUUUAAGAAGGCCGGACAGGAAGCCCAGGUGUCUGUUGCACCUGGUGGACGGUGGAACAGAUUCAAAACAUAUUCUACAAUCCAAAGAACUUUGGAAAUUUGGGGGUUUGUUUUCACAUUUCUUUUUAAGGCUUGGCUUGACAAUCAGAAAUUCUCUUACCGAGGAGGAAUGACAGAGGCAAAAAAAGUUAUAAGGCGGAAAGCCCUUGCUAAGUGGUUAAAGGAAAGUAUUUUAAGAUUAGGCCCCACAUUUAUUAAAAUAGGGCAGCAAUUUUCUACAAGGGUGGACAUUUUGGCACAGGAAUAUGUGGACCAAUUGUCUGAGCUUCAGGAUCAAGUUCCUCCUUUCCCCUCGGAAACUGCUGUGUCAAUAAUUGAAGAAGAACUUGGAGCAUCUUUGGACGAUAUUUUUGACCGUUUCGAUUAUGAACCUAUGGCUGCUGCAAGCCUUGGCCAGGUGCAUCGUGCAAGCUUAAAGGGGAAGCAAGUUGUGAUUAAAGUACAAAGACCUAGUCUAAAGGAACUUUUUGAUAUUGAUCUGAAGAAUCUACGGGUAAUAGCCGAAUACCUUCAGAAGGUGGAUCCAAAGUCAGAUGGAGCAAAGAGAGACUGGGUUGCUAUCUAUGAUGAGUGUGCCAGUGUGCUAUAUCAGGAGAUAGACUAUACCAAAGAAGCAGCUAAUGCAGAAAGGUUCGCCGAGAACUUUAAAGAUAUGGAAUAUGUUAAGGUGCCAAAUGUAUACUGGGAGUAUACCACACCGCAGGUACUGACAAUGGAAUAUGUUCCAGGAAUUAAAAUAAACAGGAUAAAACAAUUAGAUCAGUUGGGUGUUGAUCGACAAAGGUUGGGCCGAUAUGCUGUUGAGUCUUAUCUGGAACAGAUUUUAUCUCAUGGAUUUUUCCAUGCUGACCCGCAUCCUGGAAAUAUUGCUGUGGAUGAUGUCAAUGGCGGAAGGCUCAUCUUCUAUGACUUUGGAAUGAUGGGAAGUAUAAGUCCCAAUAUCAGGGAAGGAUUGCUUGAAACAUUCUAUGGAGUUUAUGAGAAAGACCCAGACAAGGUGCUGCAAGCAAUGAUUCAAAUGGGUGUCCUUGUUCCUACUGGAGAUAUGACUGCUGUCAGAAGAACAGCACAGUUCUUUCUUAAUAGCUUUGAAGAGCGUCUUGCAGCACAAAGGAAAGAGAGAGAGAUGGCAACCACCGAACUUGGAUUCAAGAAACCAUUAAGCAGAGAGGAAAGAUUAGAAAAGAAGAAGCAACGGCUAGCUGCUAUAGGAGAAGAUCUUUUGGCAAUUGCUGCCGAUCAACCUUUCCGCUUUCCAGCCACUUUCACCUUUGUUGUUAGAGCAUUUUCAGUAUUGGAUGGGAUAGGGAAGGGACUUGACCCAAGAUUUGAUAUUACAGAGAUUGCCAAACCCUAUGCUUUGGAAUUGUUAAGAUUCCAAGAAGCUGGUUUUGAAGUUGUUGUCAAGGACUUCAAGAAAAGAUUGGAACGACAGUCUCGUGCAUUCUAUAACAUAUUUAGACAAGCUGACAGAGUUGAAAAACUUGCAGAAAUAAUUCAACGUCUGGAGAAAGGUGAUCUCAAGCUCCGGGUGCGAACUUUGGAAUCUGAACGAGCAUUCCAACGUGUUGCAGCUGUCCAAAAAACAAUUGGAAAUGCAAUUGUUGCAGGAAGUUUAAUAAACCUUGCUACAAUUUUAUACCUUAAUUCAAUUCGAGUGCCUGCUAUGACUGCAUACAUUCUAUGUGCUUUUUUUGGAAUGCAAGUUCUCUUUGGUAUUCUCAAGGUCAAAAGGCUGGAUCAGCAGGAGAGAUUGAUAACAGGCACUGCUUGACAUAGAGUGGUUAACUGAUGCUAUAGUUCUCUUCAGCCACUAUGUGCUAGGAGAUGUAUUAAAAAAUUUCCAACCUAGCAACAUCGCCAUGUCUCUUUGUCAUUGUUGUCGAUUGGAUGCUCUCAAGAAGGUGGUCAUUGGACCAUGGAUGAAUGGUUUGACACAUGGGAGACUGGAUGAACGGUUUGACAUAUGGGAGACCUCUAUUUUUUCAGGACUAUUUAAAUUACUUGGAGAAGCUUUGGUUUGUCUAAGAGAAGUAACCUGAAAAUAAAUUAUUCUUGAAGCUGAAGCAAGAUCAGAUGGAGCAGGUUACAAUUCAUGCAUUCUCAAGUGUUGCAUGAGGAAUAUCUGUUAAUGAGUUACACGGAUGUAUACCAGAAGAUCCUAAAUCUUACGAAAUUUUCUUUUAAAGUUGAACUUGCCUGUAAAAUUUCUUUAAUUUCCAGUUUACAUGAAAUCCAAAGGGUGUAUCUUUGGGUGGGUUGUGGCUCAACUUUAUUAAGAGUAAAUGGAGCUGAUGGAGGGUGACUGAGUGGAGCUGAAAAAUUAUUCUUGAAGCUGAAGCAAGAUAUGAUGGAAAAGAUUACAAUUGAUAGUGUUUUUAAAUAAGCAUUGUACCAGGGAAUUCCUUUUAAUGUGAGUUACACCAUUGUAAGCCAAAAGGUGCCACAUUUGAUGAAACUUCGUCUUUAAAAGUUGGUCUUCUAUGCCGAAUCUCAAAAAUUUCCAGAUGA